Molecule: messenger RNA, 1374 nt
Organism: Exophiala aquamarina CBS 119918
Lineage: Eukaryota; Fungi; Ascomycota; Eurotiomycetes; Chaetothyriales; Herpotrichiellaceae
Exons: 2
Coding region: 1-1374 (457 amino acids)
Source: RefSeq, a predicted model, not a curated record
AUGUCCAACUCGUAUGAUAGCCAGCUCGACGCAUUUGAACUCUACCACCGACAACGAGCCUCAGAGCCCGACAAACCACGUCCACGUCAAGAUGCGGCCAGCAAGGGGUCUGCUCUCGAAGCCCUGGGCCACGGUAUCGCGGGUUCAGCAGGCGCAGCACUGUCCAGUGCCGCUCUCUACCCCAUCGAUCUAAUCAUCACCCGCCUCCAGCUCCAGCGGCAGCUACGAAGUGAUCAGUCCCGGCCGGGAGAAGGCGAAUACAAGAGCUUCCUGGAUGCGAUCGAGAAGAUAUACAAGAAUGAAGGCGGGGUCGCGGGGCUCUAUACGGGGAUCUUGCAAGAUACGGGCAAGACGGUGGCCGAUUCGUUCCUCUUCUUCCUCGGCUACAGCUUCUUGCGGGAGAGGAGGCUGGCAGCGAGAGCACAUGGAAAUGCCAAAGCCAAAUCCCUGCCCGCGCUCGAGGAGUUAGGCGUAGGCUUUGUGGCGGGUUGCCUGACCAAGCUGGCCACGACGCCCAUCGCCAAUAUUGUCACACGAAAGCAAGCCGCGGUGCUGUUGGCGGCAAAAGCGAGCAACAAUAACGAAAGUGAUGGACUUAAAGUGCCGUCCGCAAGGCAGAUCGCCCAAGAUAUCAUGCAGGAGAAAGGCAUCACGGGCUUCUGGUCCGGAUACUCGGCCUCGCUGGUCCUCACGCUGAACCCCUCCAUCACAUUUUUCCUGUUCGAGACGCUGAAGAGGCUCCUCCUCCCACGGCACCGCAGGGACAAUCCUCCGGCUUCCCUUACGUUCUUAUUGUCGGCGCUGAGCAAGUCUUGCGCCAGUUCUAUCACUUACCCAUUCAGUCUGGCCAAGGCGCGUCUGCAGGCGGGGGCGAAGAGGGAGGACCCUGACGAGGAAGAGGUGGUAGAUAGGGAUGUCGCGAGUGAGAAGGGCCGCAGGGCCGCAAGGGCGAGCGUGUUCAGCACGGUUCUGACCGUCGCCCAGACGGAGGGCGUUACGGCGUUAUACGAAGGGUUGCAGGUGGAGGUGGUGCGCGCGUUCUUCAGCCACGGCAUGACGAUGGUGGUCAAGCAGAUCAUCCAGCGGUUUCUGGUCAAGGCGUACUACAUCAUCUCGAUUAUCCUGGGCCGAUAUAAGCGCAAGCUCGGGGGAUCGAGGCGGCUGGCAGAGCGGGCCAGGAGCAGCGUCGAGUACUACAAUCUCGCCAUGGCGCGGGCGAGCGAGAGGAUUGAGGAGGCGGGCUUGGCGGUCAAGCAGAAGGCUAACGAGACGGCGGAGUUUGUCGGCGAGUAUGUGGAGGAAGAAGCGGGUGAAUGGCGCGACUUGUAUGGUACAACAGGACUGGCGCGAUGGCUCGAUAGUGGUCGGGAUUGA